Callorhinchus milii (elephant shark) is the source of this 1052-nucleotide messenger RNA. It is a transcript of the gene dnase1, whose product is annotated as deoxyribonuclease I. Gene Ontology annotation, molecular function: DNA nuclease activity. NCBI's taxonomy places the organism in Eukaryota, Metazoa, Chordata, Chondrichthyes, Chimaeriformes, Callorhinchidae. The record is from RefSeq and is a predicted model, not a curated record. Bases 207 to 1052 code for a protein of 281 amino acids. Gene Ontology annotation, biological process: DNA catabolic process. Gene Ontology annotation, cellular component: nucleus. The transcript has 9 exons.
UAUUGUAAAACAUUAUUCAACAGGUGCUCGGGUCUCUGAUAGCACUGAUCAUACUAUUUGCUGAGUGAUUCUCUCCCCUGCCACUAUUGCCUGGAGCCACAUCCUACCAGGUUUCCGGUUCUCCAGACCUCUCUGGUGCACGGGGAAAAGCUACAGCUUACACAAGAAGGAGAGACCUUCGUCUUCAUUCCGAAAGUGUGUCCGCUAUGCAUCAUCUUCUAACAGUGUUCGCCCUCGCCUGUGGGCUGAGCAUUGCCGGCUCAGUACGAAUAUGUGCCUUUAAUAUUAGAUCCUUCGGAGACAGCAAAAUAUCGAAUGAAACCAUUUCUACCGUCAUUGUUGAUAUCAUCAAACGCUAUGAUAUUGCUCUCAUACAAGAAGUCCGUGAUGAAAACCUGAGUGCUGUGAAAUUGCUAAUGGAUAAACUCAAUAGCGCCACUCCAAAUACCUACUUGUAUGAGGUCAGUGACCCACUGGGACGCAGCACCUACAAAGAAAGAUACCUUUUUAUUUACAGAAAAGCGGUGGUGUCCGUAACCAGCUCUUAUCAUUAUGACGAUGGAUCCGAGGAGAUGGGAACUGACAUUUUCAGUCGCGAGCCAUUUGUUGUGGAAUUUUCUUCGCCCCAUUCAGCUGUUCAAGACUUUGCUAUUAUCCCACAGCACACUUCACCAACAGAAGCGGUGAAGGAAAUAGAUGCACUUUAUGAUGUCGUUCUUGAUGUUAAGAAAAGAUUGGGAAUUGAAGACAUGCUGAUCAUUGGAGACCUUAAUGCGGGUUGCUCUUAUGUGAAACAAUCUGAUUGGGCUCAGAUUCGCCUACGCGGUGACGGCCAAUUCCAGUGGCUCAUUCCAGACUCCGCAGACACCACCGUUGGCCAUACAGAAUGUGCUUAUGAUAGAAUCAUAGCCAGUGGCUCAGCAAUGAAGAGUGCUGUAAUUGUUGAAACUGCGGUUAUUUACAACUUCCAAGAAGCUUUUAAUCUCAGUGAUGAAAUGGCUCAGGCAGUGAGUGACCAUUAUCCAGUGGAAGUGAGUCUUCGCGCUGCAUAA